Durio zibethinus is the source of this 1189-nucleotide messenger RNA. Its product is annotated as mediator of RNA polymerase II transcription subunit 28-like. NCBI's taxonomy places the organism in Eukaryota, Viridiplantae, Streptophyta, Magnoliopsida, Malvales, Malvaceae. The record is from RefSeq and is a predicted model, not a curated record. Gene Ontology annotation, cellular component: mediator complex. Gene Ontology annotation, biological process: regulation of DNA-templated transcription.
UCUUUGUCCGCUUCUUCUUUCUUCUUCUCUUUAAGCAAAGCUUUCUCCAGUCUCUGCACCUGUUAUUAACAACUCAAAAUUAAUGGGGAAAUGAAGAAGAAAAAUGCAUAUAAAAGAGUAAAAAGGAGAUUAGGCAACCAGAAAGGGCUUGGUUCCGGUGGUGUCAAGCUCACGCUUGGCGAGUUCGGCUCGGAGCUGUCUUACUCGCCAUUUUUUUCUCUCUUUAACAAGCAGAGAAAGGUAGAAUUCGUUUCAGAUUGUAGGAAGAAAUGGAGGGUUAUAGUUUUAUACAGUGGGGAAUGUGACUCAAAACUCUGUCGUUUUAACAGCUCUCGGAGCAUGAUACUGGCGCGUCUUCAAAAAAUCAAAACUUCCUUCUCAUCACGUCGUCGUUCGAGUUAAAAAUAAAUCGUGUCGAGCAAUCUUUUCAGAUAUCGGGCCGAAUCCCGUGGGCUCAGAAGAUAAGGCCCUCUGAGAAUUGCAGAUCCAGGAAAACUGAAAAAGUUUAGAAACCUUUGUCUGUACGAGGAAGGGGAAAAAUUAAACCUUGAAUUUGUUUAUGUUUAAGGCAGAUUGAAAUCAACUUUUGUGAAGGAAAGCAUGAGUGAAAGGCAAGAGCUUCAGUCGGAUCCGCAGAUUCAAUCGUCUCAAGGUUCAAGAGAAGACAUGAUUUCUUGGGUGGUGGCGUUGGAGACGGCUUUGCUCCCGUGCUUGCCUGCCAGAGAGCUUCAAGCUAUCGACCGUUCUCCCCAUCCUUCUCAUCAGAUUGAUGUAGAGAGACAUGCUAGAGAUUUCAUGGAAGCUGCCAAGAAGCUGCAGUUAUACUUUAUUGGCCUGCAACGUGAGGAUCAGCCAUCUAGGGCUGAAAUGCUCAGAAAAGAAAUUGUGACAAUGGAAGAAGAGUUGAAGGUAAAGUCUAAGAUCGUCAAGAAUAAAGAGAAACUGAUCCAGCGAUGGAGGAAGGAUUUGACAGACCAACUGGACAAGCACAAUACUGAACUGGAGAGAGUAUAGGAUGUACUAAUCUCUAAGGUUAUUUUGUUUGAGAUUGGUUUGAGGUAGGGUCUUACUUUACUACCAAUCAUGUUGCCGCUCGGUGGUGCUAUAAUUUUUUUUUUCUGCCUGUGUGAUUGUAGAAAGCACCAUUAACUCAAUCCAUCCGUAUACUAAUUUAGUCUUUUUACUAAAA